UCUGCAUUCUCAAUGACAUCCACAAGCACCUCGUCCGUUACGAGCCAGCUGGUGGCAAUCGCUGGCCACAUUGAUCGCGCGACCGACAUGGUGACUUCCCGGCUUGUGCACCAACACCACAUCACAGCCGCGACUCUGGCCGCUUCGAAAUGGAUCACAGCAGUGCGCAUGAACCAGGACCACGCAGAGCGCACAAAGCAGUGCAAGCAGCGACUUGGUCAGUAUCGCGCGCGGGUGCUCGCGCAGUCCGAGCGUCUCACGCAACUGCUCAUGGAGCUCGACACGAUCGAGAGCAACGGCGACGCGACGAUUCGCGCCGAGCGCAAGCGUCUUUUGAAAGUGGCCGACGAGCUUGCGGCCAAGAGCGAGCGCCUGCUCGAGCGCCUGCUCGCACUUGCCAAGACCGUACUGCCCGAAAUGUCGGUGCCAGCGCAGAGCGACCAAGAGGUCCGUGAGAUGCAGCGCCUCCUCGACGCACUGCCCAUGUGGACGCCUAACGCCCAGUUUGUCGACGCAGGCAACAGCGUCGUGCUGCGCGUCAAUCUCGCCGGCGUCAACCGAGCGUCGACGACCGUCUCGGUCACGCCCGAUGGCCACUUGCAGAUCGCUGGCUACAAGUUCCCAACGCCGCACGACUUGGUGUUUAUGCACACGCACCGGCAGCCGCGCUUUGGCCGGUUCGUCGUCGCCCACGCGUGGCCGCGUCACGCCUUCGAUGUGGCCAACCUCCGCUUCCGCCAGCUGCCGACGGGCGUCCUCGAGGUGGUUGCACCCCGCCAUCCGAUCCCAGGUGCAUACAACGUCCAUGACGCAGCCGCCAUAGCCCGACCAGUCGCUGGCGUUGCCUAGGCUUCGAACCCCGCGAUCUCAAUUUCCAUACUAGGUAUUGAAUGACCGCCAUAUUGAUUGUUGAUCGUUUCUACGUGGACAAGUUUCCGCUUGUUCUUGACCAAUUGGGCAAC
Messenger RNA from Saprolegnia parasitica CBS 223.65, 962 nucleotides. RefSeq lists its product as hypothetical. Gene Ontology annotation, molecular function: protein-folding chaperone binding. The coding region runs from base 13 to 849 and encodes 278 amino acids. The record is from RefSeq and is a predicted model, not a curated record. The transcript is spliced from 2 exons. Lineage: Eukaryota; Oomycota; Saprolegniomycetes; Saprolegniales; Saprolegniaceae.